Messenger RNA from Amphimedon queenslandica, 2418 nucleotides. Its product is annotated as UPF0489 protein C5orf22 homolog. The transcript is spliced from 7 exons. Lineage: Eukaryota; Metazoa; Porifera; Demospongiae; Haplosclerida; Niphatidae. The coding region runs from base 23 to 1096 and encodes 357 amino acids. The record is from RefSeq and is a predicted model, not a curated record.
UUUGGUGGGUGUGGUUAAUAAAAUGGCGGCUCAUACUUCUUCAGUGGAGACUUCUUUGGCUAUUCAUAUUGUAGAAGAUCAUAACGAAGUAUUGGAGUAUAUCUACUCAGAUAUAGGAAAAAAGAUAUUACCUUUUACUGGGAUCUGUCUAGUUCAUUUUGACUCUCAUCCUGACCUACUCGCACCUCAAGACAUGCCAGCAGACAGAGUUUACGACAAAGAGAACCUUUUCGAGUCACUCAGCAUAGGAGAUUGGAUCUUACCCGCCGUAUACGCUGGUCACUUUACUUCCAUUGUUUGGAUAAAGCCACCGUGGUCUAAUCAAAUACCCACUGGGCAGCACAUGUUAUCUGUAGGGAAGCAUUGCCAAUGUGGAUACCUGAGAGUUCACCUACCUAUUGCAUAUUAUUUGUCCGAGGGUCUUUAUGCUUGCUUGGAUCAACUAGAAAAUGUUAAAACGGUUCCUCUCUAUGUGCUAACGCUUGAUCUGAAGGAACACAUUGAUACCAUUUCUGAUCCUUGCAUUACCAUACAAAAACUCCUUGAGGAGUCUUCGGCAUGUAUCCUUGACGUUGACCUUGAUUUCUUUUCUACCGUGAAUCCAUUUAAAUUAAUGUUUACAGAGGAGCAAUACGAGUAUUUGAGCCACUUGUAUGGGUUUGAGUUAAGCAAAGCUAAUGAGGAUGAUCCCUCUGAAGUUAAUGAGUCUAGGCUAUGCAAACUCUCUUCUUUGUUGGAUCUGUGGAGUGGAAAAUUAGCAGACAAGAAUCUCAUCGAAACUCAAAUAAAGUCAUUGAUUGGGCAAGAAAAGAAUGGAGACAUAAUAGAAGCUGAUGAUAUACACAUAGCUGGUAUGAUGACCGAUCUACCACAUCAUGUCAGUGAACAGUCUGAGAUUGUCUCUCUCAUCAGAAAAAUGAAAACGCUGCUAGCAUGCCUCAAAGAAUCCUCUAUGCCAAGACUUGUUACCAUUGCAAGAUCAUCCAAUGAUCCUUAUACACCUCAAGAUCAAGUUGAUAAAAUACAAACUGCUGUUAUGGACGCGUUGUCAUCAAUUUGGACGGUUAAGAUGCUAACAUAUUCACAUUAUACUUAAAGGGACAGGCAAUCUUUCCUCUUACUCCAUCAUUGGACUUUUACAUGGGCUGGUAUUGUCAAUGCAUGAAUCUGCCAUACUGGUAGCACCUUGUUGCAGCCAGACCUGUUGCAAAGGAAUCGUACUAAUUGCUGUUUUGUACUCUUCAUACAAUUUUUAAUGUGUAAAAAAUGUUUUAACUAAUUGCAUAUUGAGCAUCAAUCAACAGGAUUGUAUCCACGCACCCUUGCAACUGCUAUAGCAGCACACCACUGGCUUGGAGUUCAUUAUAUUUGCCAAUGGACACUGAGGGAACUAGUCUAACUAGAGCUGCUACAUCAGCUCUCAUUACUGGCCUAGCUCUACCAAUCUACAUACUGGCAAUAUAUUUACCUUCUCUUGCUCUGAAUGGAUUCAUUGUCGCUGCUUUUGUGUUCGACAAGAAACUUCACACUCCCUCUAAUUUGCUCUCCGUUCAUAUUUCGAUCAUCGGCCUUGUGUCUUUGCUAAUUUAUAGUACUAUGCUAAUGUCAGCAUUUGCUCUCUCUGUCAUUCAUUGUGACUGUGAUUUGACCUACUGCAAGUGGAUAUUAGCUCACGUAUUCCAUUUUGCACUCUAUCCUCUCAAUAUUACAGCAAUAGCCAUUGGUUACUGCCUCAUACUCAAGUACUCCUCAUCCGUGCUUACAUUCCCUCGUGUAGUAACAGUUCUUAUUGGUAUAUGGAUAGCAUCAGUGAUUGGUAAUGUUCCUACCGUAUUCCUCGUUCCAUUGCAUGAUUUUGUUACGUGCUGCGAAGGACUGUGUUUGAAUGACACUUAUGUUUGUGAUGAUUUGACAGGAGCAUUUACUCCUAACUUGUUUAACGUUUCUUCACAGAUUUUUUUCAUUUUACAAAAUAUAUUUUUUAUAUUCUUCCCUUGCGUCUUUGUAAUUAGCUUCACGGCACUUUCAUACUACAUUUUCAAGUCCUCAAUCUAUCAUCCAAACAACUCACUCAAGAGGAGAAUGUUUCUUCUACCAAUAGUAAUGACGGUCGCUACUCUGGUCCUAAUUUUUGGACAGAAUAUCAUAAAUUGGAUGCCACUCACUACACAUGCUCCAAAUGUACCAGGAGACAUUGUUCCUUUUGUUUUUGACCUAAUAUGGGAUGUCAGUAUGAUUAUUUAUCCGAUAAUUAUUUUAUACUUUAACGUUCCUCUCCAGAGAAGCUGCCGGGCUAUAAUAAAGAAAUUACUCUGUCCAAAAAACUGUUUAGUUCACGAACUAACGUAGACAGUUUCCGAUUGUUUUUUUUUUGCUUUUUUUGAAUUGGUACAAAUAUUAUCUGCUGAUUACAUACAA